CUCGCAUGGCGGGCCGGGAAGCAGUUGCGCCAUCUCUCGAAAGGAAGGUGAUCAUACUAACGUUGAAGGGAGAGAUCUGAGGAUACAUGAGGAAGGCAUUCUGCUCAUCAUCGUCCUGUGCACUCGAACCUCGCCUUGGAAUAGGUCCCACCAGCCGUGAUGUCGGAUUCACCGCAGGAGUGGCCGAACCGCAAGCAUGAAAUCAUUUGGUCUACAGUGACUGUCUGCAUCCUUGCUACUCUGAUUUUGAUAUGGAGAAUUGUCUAUGGGGUGAUGAAGAAGCGCAAGCUUCUGGUUUGCGAUUACCUCUUGAUAAUCGCUGCGAUUAUGAACAUUUCCACGGUUGGACUCCGAUUCAAGACGACUGAUUUGGCAUUGGGAAGACACAUCUUGGACCCAAGCAUCGAAAAACCUAAGGACAUCUUCGCCUACAUGUACUAUUUGUACUGCAGUCAGGUCGUAAAUCUGAUUGCCAUGGCUGUACUCAAGUACUCUAUUUGCUCGUAUCUCCUGGUGUUGAAAUUCUCCAAGGUUUACACUGUGAUCGUCUGGCUGUCGAUUCUGAUGGUCACGGUUUUCAACCUUCUCCUGCCAUUCUUCGGAAACGUCAGUUGUACGCCUUUCGAGAAAAAUUGGAACAAGGCGUUGCCGGGAAAGUGCUGGUACAAGGGAAACCAGGGCAUUACAUACAUGCAAGGCGUCUCGAAUUGCGUCACCGACGUUGUGUAUGUCGUGGCUCCGAUCAUCUACCUUCGCACUGUUCAGCUACCGCGUCGCACACAAUGGGGAUUGCGAUGUGUUUUCCUUCUAGGUCUGGUGGCGACCGCAUGUUCAGUUAUGAAAACCAUCGAACUCAGCGCUUUGAGAAAGACAAAGGAUCCAACAUGGGACGGUGUAAACUUGACGAUAUGGAGUGCUACGGAACUCUCUGUCGGCAUCCUCAUUUCCAGUCUCCCUCCCUUGCGCGCCCAAUUCGACCGUCUCUUUCGCCGCAUUCUUCCCUCAACCAUUAUGUCCAAGUCAAAGACACCCGGAGGCGGCAGUAUACCACUCUACAAUCUGAGCAAGCACCAAUACAGCAAACCAAUGGGACGCUCAGAAGACCAGGACGACGGAAGCAGUGAGCGGCAUAUCCUACCAGAGAAUCAUACUGAGGGGGUUAUCAUGAAGACAGUGGAACACGAAGUGACAACUACGGAACUCGACCCGAGGAAGGACGAUCCAUUUCGAAAUGGCAGCCCCGACAACAAAUUCUUGAAAUGAUAUAGCUAGGGCGUAUUAUGUUGAAGAGAGUGCGGUUGUGAACGGCGUGUUGCGAGCUUUUCAAAAUUUGUUGACCUUCGGGCAUGCUUCAUUGACGGCAACUGGAUUGUUUGAAUAAAGC
Molecule: messenger RNA, 1384 nt
Organism: Aaosphaeria arxii CBS 175.79
Lineage: Eukaryota; Fungi; Ascomycota; Dothideomycetes; Pleosporales
Exons: 3
Coding region: 160-1263 (367 amino acids)
Source: RefSeq, a predicted model, not a curated record